This is a messenger RNA of Carya illinoinensis, 1952 nucleotides long. Its product is annotated as notchless protein homolog. Bases 331 to 1767 code for a protein of 478 amino acids. Gene Ontology annotation, cellular component: nucleolus. The transcript is spliced from 15 exons. The record is from RefSeq and is a predicted model, not a curated record. Gene Ontology annotation, molecular function: protein binding. NCBI's taxonomy places the organism in Eukaryota, Viridiplantae, Streptophyta, Magnoliopsida, Fagales, Juglandaceae. Gene Ontology annotation, biological process: ribosomal large subunit assembly.
AACGGCGCCGUGUUACGUGUAACAAAGCCCUAAGCUUUGGGUUUCCCUCCACCUUCGGCGAAACCAUUCAUCACUUCUCAUAUCUCCUUCACUCUUCAAUUCUAACGCUAGGAUCGCCGCUCAGCUUCUCCUCCCCCUGCACGGCCUCUCUCUCUUCUGUGAUAUGAUCCAUUAACUUCUUUAUGAAAAAUGUGCACAUGAUACUGAUCAUGGUGUUGACACAUACUUCGGAUUAUGCACAUAUCCUGGAUGUGAGCUACGCCACCGAAUAGAUUUUAAGCACUGCUCAACUCCAAACCAUCAAUUCCGCAUACUUUGGAUUGAGGUGCGAUGAUGGGGGUGGAAGAAGAGCAGAGAGAAGCAACUACCAACAAAGUGAUGUGCCUUUUGACAGAUCCAGAUGGAACGCCUCUGGGAGCUGCCAUGUACCUUCCCCAAAAUGCCGGGCACCAACAGCUCCAGCAAAUGGUCAACAAGCUUCUCAACAAUGAGGAGAAGUUGCCUUAUGCUUUUUAUAUAUCAGAUCAGGAGCUUAUUGUGCCACUUGGCACUUAUUUGGAGAAGAAUAAAGUUUCUGUGGAGAAAGUGCUCUCAAUAGUUUAUCAACCACAAGCUAUAUUCAGAAUUCGCCCAGUUAAUCGUUGCUCAUCCACAAUUUCUGGUCACACAGAAGCUGUGCUUUCAGUUGCCUUUAGUCCUGAUGGGAAACAUUUGGCAAGUGGUUCAGGCGAUACCACUGUCAGACUUUGGGACCUCAACACCCAGACACCGCUGUUUACAUGUACAGGGCACAAGAAUUGGGUUCUAUGUAUUGCAUGGUCACCAGACGGUAAGCAUCUUGUAAGUGGGAGCAAAGCUGGAGAACUUCAAUGCUGGGACCCUCAAACAGGGACUCCAUCAGGCAAUCCACUUACUGGCCAUAAAAAGUGGAUUACUGGUAUCUCUUGGGAACCGGCACAUCUGAAUGCUCCAUGUCGACGGUUUGUAAGUGCCAGUAAAGAUGGUGAUGCACGGAUUUGGGAUGUUCCAUUAAAGAAAUGCAUUAUUUGUCUUAGUGGUCACACACUAGCAGUAACUUGUGUGAAAUGGGGUGGAGAUGGAGUAAUUUAUACAGGCUCCCAGGAUUGUACUAUCAAAGUUUGGGAAACUACCCAAGGGAAGCUAAUUAAAGAAUUGAAGGGUCAUGGGCAUUGGGUCAAUUCUCUUGCAUUGAGCACUGAAUAUGUUCUUCGCACUGGGGCUUUUGACCAUACGGGCAAACACUAUACAUCACCAGAGGAAAUGAAAAAGGUUGCUUUGGAAAGGUAUAACAAAAUGAAAGGCAAUGGUCCUGAAAGAUUGGUUUCUGGAUCGGAUGAUUUUACCAUGUUUCUUUGGGAACCUUCUGUCAGCAAGCACCCCAAAACUCGCAUGACAGGUCAUCAACAGCUUGUCAAUCAUGUAUAUUUUUCACCUGAUGGACAAUGGGUUGCAAGUGCCUCAUUUGACAAGUCUGUCAAGUUAUGGAAUGGUACUACAGGGAAAUUCGUCGCUGCUUUUCGAGGUCAUGUUGGGCCUGUCUAUCAGAUUAGCUGGUCUGCAGACAGUAGGCUUCUUUUGAGUGGCAGCAAAGAUUCCACACUCAAGGUAUGGGAUAUCCGGGCACAGAAGUUGAAACAAGACCUUCCAGGUCAUGCAGAUGAGGUUUAUGCUGUUGAUUGGAGUCCAGAUGGUGAAAAGGUAGCUUCAGGUGGUAAAGAUAGAGUAUUGAAGUUAUGGAUGGGUUAAAUUGACCGAGCCCCAAUACGUAAUUGAAAUUUUGAAUAUGGUUAUUCUAGUGCUUUGAUCGGUGUGCAACUAUUGCGUUAGCUAUCAGAUACCAUAUAGUGUUUUUUGCACUACUUGCAGUGAUGAUGAGUAAGAUAUGAUUUUAUUAAUAACUUCAGAGGGUGUAACCCCUCACUCUCUCACUA